UUCCCAAAACUACCCUCCACAAACACACAGACUCUGUCUAGUCUCGACGCUCAACCCACACAGUGGGUUUUCCAGACCAAAGUCUAGCCAUGAAAUCGAAGACUUCAUUCGGGGAGGAGCUUCAACUAAAGUCAGCGUUCAAUUGACAGCUGAGAGUUAAGCUUUGAUUUCAAGAAUGUCUACUUCGGGGAAUGAAGAUCAGAAUCAGAGGAAUACUCCAGUCAUGGAAGAUUCACCUUCAAUGAGAAUUGAAUUUCUUCGGGCACGAUUACUGUCUGAAAGAUCAGUCUCCCGGACAGCAAAGCAGAGAGCUGAUGAACUGACCAAGAAGGUUGCAGAACUGGAGGAACAGCUAAAUACUGUCACACUUCAAAGAAAGAAAGCCGAGAAAGCCACUGCAGCUGUGCUAGCCAUUUUAGAGAACCAUGGUAUCGGUGAUGCUUCAGAUGGUUUUGACUCAGGCUCUGACGAGGAUGCUGUGAUGUGUGAAUCUAAUGUUUCUGAUAGUAAAGAUGAGCCCAAGGAAGCGAGGGAUAAUGGUGGAGAAACCUACUCAAGCUCUGAGAUUGACUCUUCUCCAUCUUCUGGUAGAAGCUUGUCGUGGAAAAGUGAUAGAGAAUCUCUGCAUUCUUCGAACAGGAAGAAAUACAUAGAUUCUUCCAGAAGAUCUAGUAGUUUUGCAUCAACUGGUACUUCAUCCAAACACGUUGGUAAAUCUUGUCGGCGGAUAAGGCGCAGGGAAACAAGAUCUACUGCUGAAGAAUCAUAUAGCAAAACUAGCAUGCAUGCUGCUCGGGAUAAUUCAGGAACUACACACACUCAGGAUCUUCUUGGACCGGCUGACUUUGGUACCGAGUCACAUAGAGAUGGCCUUGAACACCAUGCUAAAAGUGGCCAAUUGGAAUUUCCAGCUUUUCAGGUUCUCGAAAAUCAAAACUGCACACAUGAAGGCGAUGGAGACAUGGAAAAAGCUUUACAACAUCAAGCAAAACUUAUAGGUCAAUAUGAAGAUGAAGAGAGAGCGCAGAGAGAAUGGGAAGAAAAGUACAGAGAGAAUACCAGCUUUAUGCCGGAUUCAUGUGACCUGGGAAACCAUUCAGAUGUGACUGAAGAAAGAGAUGACAUGAAAGCAUCCGAACAACCAUCCUCCUCUAAGACGAUAUGUUCCCGAGACCAAGAAUGCAAGCCAGAGAGAGCAGAUAGACACUCAAGUGGAGUGCAGGAAGCCCCGAAUGAUUUUCGCCCCCCUGCACUUGACAAAAUGAAAUCUCACAAAACAGUCGUUUCUGAGUCCUCGUCACCAGAAUUUGCGUUUCCCGUGUCUAAGGGAAAUUCGGAUCCAGUGCAUUCUGAAAAUAAUGUUUCUGCGAACCCCUCAGAGCAUGCUUCAUCUUCUUCUGAUGGCAGUAAUUUGCAAAAGCAUGACACUUCGGGGGGGAAAUAUGAACUUGCUUUGAUCUCCCACGAGAAGAACAAAAACGUAAGAAAUGUCCUCGAGGCACUGGAACAAGCUAAAGUAUCACUGAGACAGAAACUCCACAGCAUACCACAGAUAGCCGAGGCUGCUGCACCCUCCUUUCCCGCGAGUGAAAUUCGUGGAAGAACGGAGAUUCCUGCCGGAUGCCCGGCACUUUUCAGAUUGCCAACAGACUUACAUCGGGAUACAACUUCUAUUCCUCUACAAUUCAGUAUGGUAAAUCGUUCCCCUGAAACUGUUUCCGAUAUGUUCUUCCCCAGCCAUUUCCUCGAGUCUCGAUCUACCUCUUCUGCAGGGAGUCCAUUCUCUUCCAUCCCCACCAACCCUUCUAUACAAAUUGGAUCAAGAAAUGCACCGUGGAGGCCAAUGUUUGAGCCUUCCGUUAAUACCAGUCUACCCUCUUCCUCAAGAUCGAAUCUUUUCGAUCCUCAGUCAAGUGCAGCCAGUCCUUUUUCUAGUAACCAUAGUUUCCCAACCUACCCUUUCUCCCCUGCCAUGACCCCGCAAUUAUCUUCUCCCAUCGGAUUCUCAUCCGCCCAUUCUGCCCGGGAAAACAACACACCACCUCCUGCAACACGCUUCUCGCUCUACGAUGAUCAUGUAAGACCAAAUAUGCACAGGUAGUAUCUUGCUACUGUUUUUAUAGCCAUGCAGUUUUAAUGUCUGAAUGAAGAUAUUUUUAUUUGGGUUAUAUAUUGUCAUUUAUUGCAACUGGGCACUUAGGUUUAUAAAUGUUUUAUAAGCAGCUGUUGUUGUAUCUAAGAUAUAUAUUGGCUUGUAAACUUUUACAGUAGCUCAUAGAAAUGCGGUUUGUAAGAAGGUAAUAAACAACAUAUAUGUAUUUUUCAUGUUAAUAAGUUAUAGUUUUCGUUAUAAGCUAA
Messenger RNA from Ipomoea nil (Japanese morning glory), 2358 nucleotides. RefSeq lists its product as uncharacterized. Lineage: Eukaryota; Viridiplantae; Streptophyta; Magnoliopsida; Solanales; Convolvulaceae. The record is from RefSeq and is a predicted model, not a curated record. Bases 176 to 2101 code for a protein of 641 amino acids. The transcript is spliced from 6 exons.